Molecule: messenger RNA, 1758 nt
Organism: Kalmanozyma brasiliensis GHG001
Lineage: Eukaryota; Fungi; Basidiomycota; Ustilaginomycetes; Ustilaginales
Product: General substrate transporter
Exons: 2
Coding region: 1-1758 (585 amino acids)
Biological process (GO): transmembrane transport; carbohydrate transport
Cellular component (GO): membrane
Molecular function (GO): carbohydrate:proton symporter activity
Source: RefSeq, a predicted model, not a curated record
AUGUCUCGUGUCGAAACCAAAGGGUCCCUGUCCCCCUCGGAGCAGGAGCACGCCCUCGCCAUCACCGUCCACCUCUCCUCCGCUGACGAUGGCUCCAAGCGCCGAUUCGGCUUUGGCGUCCUCGCCGAGGACCUUCGGCAGCACUGGCGUGUCUAUCUGCUGGGCAUCUGUGCCUCGUUCGGUGGUCUCCUUUUCGGCUGGGAUACAGGUUUGAUUGGUGGAGUCCUCAACAUGCCCGCCUUCCAGCGCGACUUUGGUCUCGCCAAUGACCCCUCCAAGCUCGCCGCCUUGAAGGGCAACAUUGUUUCGGUCUUGCAGGCCGGCUGCUUUUUUGGCGCUGCGUCCAGUUUCUACCUGCCCCACCGCUUCGGUCGUCGCAACGCGAUGUUUAUCAGCGCCGGUGUGUUCCUCGUCGGUUCGGUGAUUCAGACCGUUUGCCGCCUUGGAAGCCAGAGCGCCGCCUCGGCCCUCUACCAGCUUUACGUCGGACGCGUGAUCGGCGGUAUCGGUGUAGGCCUCGCCUCGUCGGUCGUGCCCAUGUACUUGUCGGAGUGCGCGCCUCGAUCCAUCCGCGGUCGCCUUGCAGGCAUGUAUCAGCUCCUGAUCGUCACAGGUAUCUGCUUGGCCUAUUUCGUCAACUACGGUAUGGUUCAAAGCUACCCCGACAAGAACUCUAAGGCCAUGUGGCAAGUGCCCUUCGCUCUUCAGUGCCUCCCCGGAUUCCUUUUCGUUGUCACCCUCUGCCUCCAACCCGAAUCACCUCGAUGGCUUGUCGAGCGCGGUCGCCACGAAGAGGCGCAGAGGUCCCUCGCCCGCAUCAACCGCGCCCCGCUCGACGAUCCGAGCGUCGUUGGAAUCCUGCGCGAAAUUCAAGCAGAUCUGCAAGGAAAAGCCGGUCUAAGCAUUCGCCAACAGUUCCGUAUGGCCUUCUCCGACCGUAUCACAACCUACCGAGUCUUCAUCGGCGCCCUCCUGAUGUUCUUCCAGCAACUGACCGGCACGAAUUCGAUCAACUACUACUCCCCUCAGAUCUUUAAGUCGCUCGGCAUCACGGGGCAGUCUGGCGGCUUGCUGGCGACAGGAGUGUACGGUAUCGUCAAAAUCAUCACGACGGCGCUUUUCAUGGCGGUUGCGAUCGAGCAGCUGGGCCGCAAGUGGUGUCUGAUCAUUGGCGGCAUUGUGCAGGUGUUCUGCCUUCUGUGGGUUGCGAUCUACCAAGCGGUUCGACCCAGCGGUCUCCCCGUCGAUGGCGUAGCCUACCUGACCAUUGCCAUGAUCUACCUCUUCGUGGUCGGUUACGGUCUUGGUUGGUCUUCGGUGACUUGGGCCGUGUCCGCGGAAGUGGCGCCCAACCAGCUCCGCGCGCUCGCCAUGAGCGCAGCCACCAUGAACCAGUGGUUCUGGAACUUCGUCAUCGCCCUCAUCACCCCUCGUGCGCUCGAACACAUCAAAUUCGGCACCUUCAUCCUCUUCGGUGUCGUCACCUCGUUUGCCGUCCUAUGGGCCGCCUUCCUCCUCCCUGAAUCCAGCGGCAUCACGCUCGAACUCAUGCACCGCAUCUUCGAAGGCAACCUUGUCAAGCGCAGCGUCGACGAUCUCAGCCCCAAGAAGAGGAGGGCGUUCCGCGAGCAGCUCAUGCGCGAGGUCGGUGGCACCGCAGACGGCGGCGCCGUGCAGGAGCUCGAAAGGACCAAGUCUACGAGCAAGGACGACGAUGUCGUUAUCAAGACUGCCACCAGCAGCGACGGCGGCAGGUAG